Oncorhynchus keta (chum salmon) is the source of this 1761-nucleotide messenger RNA. Its product is annotated as C-C chemokine receptor type 3-like. The record is from RefSeq and is a predicted model, not a curated record. Gene Ontology annotation, biological process: chemotaxis; immune response; G protein-coupled receptor signaling pathway. The coding region runs from base 155 to 1243 and encodes 362 amino acids. The transcript has 2 exons. Gene Ontology annotation, molecular function: chemokine receptor activity. Gene Ontology annotation, cellular component: membrane. Lineage: Eukaryota; Metazoa; Chordata; Actinopteri; Salmoniformes; Salmonidae.
AGUUAAUCACAUAUCACAUAUCUCAGCAGUAGCAACAACUCUCACACACAAAGAUUCAACCUACUAGCGCUGACACACGAACAGAAAAACUACUUUCUUUCUGACAAUCACAUCAGCACCCAGAAAGGUCACAUUGGUUAAGAGACUGACAACCAUGGGGGAGUAUGAAGACUUCUUGGCUUUUUUGAAUGAGGACAAUUAUACAGAUUAUAACGACUCUGUAGACCCCAGCUAUGUCAUGGAUGAUAUUGUGAAACUGUGUGGUAAAACUGAGGUAAACAGAUUUGGAGCCAAGUUCAUCCCAACAUUCUACACCAUCAAUUUCCUGCUGAGUGUGGUUGGGAAUGGGCUGGUUCUAUGCAUUAUCUACAAAUACGAGAAGCUCACUUCCGUCACCAACAUCUUCCUCCUUAACCUGGUCAUCUCUGACCUGCUGUUUGCGUCCAGUUUGCCCUUCUGGGCCACUUACCACUCCUCUGAGUGGAUCUUUGGCCCGUACAUGUGCAAGCUGGUGGGCAGCGUGUACUUCAUCGGAUUCUACAGCUCCAUCCUCUUCCUCACUCUCAUGACCUUUGACCGAUACCUGGCUGUGGUCCAUGCCAUUAACGCUGCCAAACGGAGGAGGAAGAUCUACGCCUGCGUCUCCUCGGCAGUUGUGUGGUGUAUCAGCCUUCUGGCCAGCGUCAAGGAGUUAGUUCUGUACAACGUCUGGAAGGAUUCUCAAUCCGGACACUUUUGUGAGGAGACAGGCUUCUCCAAGGAGAUCAUGAACAAAUGGAAGCUGGUGGGUUACUAUCAGCAGUUUGUUAUCUUCUUUCUACUUCCUUUGGCCAUGGUCAUGUACUGCUAUGUUAGAAUCACAGUCCGAAUCAUGUCAACCCGGAUGAGAGAGAAGUGUAGGGCAGUCAAGCUGAUUUUUGUGAUUGUAUUUGCAUUUUUCGUGUGCUGGACCCCAUACAAUAUUGUGAUACUGCUGAGAGCCCUCCAGAUCUCCAACAGUCAUAGUUCUGAGGACUGCUCUGAUGUGCUUGACUAUGCUCUGUAUGUGACUAGGAAUAUAGCAUACCUCUACUGUUGUGUAAGCCCUGUUUUCUACACGUUUGUUGGGAAAAAGUUUCAAAGCCACUUUAGGAAACUACUUGCAAAGCAUAUCCCAUGUCUGAAGAGUCAUAACCACACUAGCCAUAGUAGCCAAAGUAGAACAACUUCUCAGAAAAGCCCACAUACCAUGUAUGUAUACUAGAGAGGAACUGGUCUUUAAACCAUUACUGAUGUAAAUUGUGAAUAAGGUAUAUACUUUUGAGGGUUUUAUGUUUACUAUCUCAAAGAAUUUCUCAAUCAUAGCAAUACAAUUUGAACAUGUCAUUUCUAUUCUGUGUCAUUUUGCUUCAGACUUUAUUUACUCAACAUUUUUUGCUAAACUGUAAAUUACCAAAAGAUACAAAUGAUGUUUGAAAUAUUUGAAUCAAUGUCUGCACGCAGGACUCGCUUUGGAUAAAAGCGUCUGCUAAAUGGCUUAUAUUAUAAUUGUUUUUACAAGGUGUACAUUUUAUUUGCUUCAGGAGCUUGAGCUGUUUCUUUCCUUGUUUUUUUAAACAAUAAUUUUUAUUGGAUCACAUCAAAGCAACACAAUCGAUAAAUAAGAAUAAAAAAGUCCCCUUUUUGAACAACUCUCUCUACUAUUACGCAUUUUGAAUCUUUGCAUUAAAUUGUUGAUAAAAUACAUUAAUAAAGAGUUGUGAAAUAAUGUAUUUACUCAUA